UGCUGCUCUGUUUAAGAUCUGGUUAUGAUUGUGGGAUUUUUUUUUUUGUCAGCUGCCUGUUAUAUCAAUCACGGAGUCGGGAUCUAUUUAUAGGUUGGGAGUACUGUGUCCUUAGUCACAAAGAGACACAGACAGGGGACUGUCAGCUGGUGCUGGAGGAGCCGAACCACUAGUCAUCGGCCACUGGGACACCUGAGGGUGACUUCCGCAGCGCCCCGUCCUCCAGCCAGCCUAAGCAUGACAGCCCUAGGAAGCAGGUGCUGUGAUUGGAGAACCGGGAGGUGCAGAGAGGGUGACCUGGCCAAUCAGAGUCAACAGUAACAUGGAGACUAAGUGGCUGCUCAACCGGAUGUCCGCAGACGACCGGCUCCUGGGCUCCAGUUGCAGCUCUUUCAUCAAGACGGAGCCGUCCAGUCCGUCCUCGGGCAUUGAUGCCCUCAGCCACCACAGCCCCAGCGGCUCGUCAGACGCCAGCGGUGGUUUUGGCAUGGCCCUAGGCACUCACGCCAAUGGUCUGGACUCGCCACCCAUGUUCGCAGGUGCAGGGCUGGGAGGCCCUGCCUGCCGCAAGGGCUACGAGGACUGUGCCAGCGGCAUCAUGGAGGACUCGGCCAUCAAGUGCGAGUACAUGCUCAACGCCAUCCCCAAGCGCCUGUGUCUCGUGUGCGGGGACAUUGCCUCCGGCUACCACUACGGCGUGGCCUCCUGCGAGGCUUGCAAGGCCUUCUUCAAGAGAACCAUCCAAGGAAACAUCGAGUACAGCUGCCCGGCCACCAACGAGUGCGAGAUCACCAAACGGAGGCGCAAGUCCUGCCAGGCCUGCCGCUUCAUGAAGUGUCUGAAAGUGGGGAUGCUGAAGGAGGGUGUGCGUCUUGACCGUGUGCGUGGAGGCCGUCAGAAAUACAAGCGGCGACUGGACUCGGAGAGCAGCUCAUAUCUGAACUUACAAAUUUCUCCACCUGCUAAAAAGCCAUUGACCAAGAUUGUCUCGUACCUACUGGUGGCUGAGCCAGACAAACUGUAUGCCAUGCCUCCCCCCGAAAUGCCUGAGGGGGACAUCAAGUCCCUGACGACUCUCUGCGACCUGGCAGAUCGGGAGCUUGUGGUCAUCAUUGGCUGGGCCAAGAACAUCCCAGGCUUCUCAAGUCUCUCACUUGGGGACCAGAUGAGCCUGCUUCAGAGCGCCUGGAUGGAGAUCCUCAUCCUGGGCAUCGUGUACCGCUCGCUGCCCUAUGACGACAAACUAGUGUAUGCGGAGGACUACAUCAUGGAUGAGGAGCACUCCCGCCUGGUGGGGCUGCUGGAGCUCUACCAGGCCAUCCUGCAGCUGGUGCGCAGAUACAAGAAGCUGAAGGUGGAGAAGGAGGAGUUUGUGACCCUCAAGGCCCUGGCCCUGGCAAACUCAGAUUCCAUGUACAUCGAGGACCUGGAGGCAGUGCAGAAGCUGCAGGACCUGCUGCAUGAGGCGCUGCAGGACUAUGAGCUGAGCCAGCGCCACGAGGAGCCACGGAGGACGGGCAAGCUGCUGCUGACGCUGCCCCUGCUGCGGCAGACGGCCGCCAAGGCCGUGCAGCACUUCUACAGCAUCAAGCUGCAGGGCAAGGUGCCCAUGCACAAACUCUUCUUGGAGAUGCUGGAGGCCAAGGUCUGAUGGCCCCGCAUAUGGACCGAGAGACGGAUGGACCUACUCAGAGACCUCCACAGCACCAGCCUCGUCCUCUGACCCCUACAUCAUGACUCUGUGCUGUCCCAGAGAAAGGGGUUUCCUGCUUCCGGCCAUGUGUGAAGACUCCCUAUGGGCAAUGGGGACAGGGGACAGGGAUAGGAGGGCAGGGGCCCAGGCUCACCUGCAAUCUGUCAUGGGCUAUUUCUUUGGUAUGUAUUUCCUUCUCUGUGGGUAGCACUGAAGCCUAGGUCAGGGCUGACUCCCCUUGGGACUGGAGUCCACUGAAGGAAGCACCCCUACCCCGCCAAGCCACUAAGAGGCAGCA
Molecule: messenger RNA, 1991 nt
Organism: Dipodomys spectabilis (banner-tailed kangaroo rat)
Lineage: Eukaryota; Metazoa; Chordata; Mammalia; Rodentia; Heteromyidae
Gene: Esrrb
Product: estrogen related receptor beta
Exons: 8
Coding region: 323-1651 (442 amino acids)
Biological process (GO): regulation of DNA-templated transcription
Cellular component (GO): nucleus
Molecular function (GO): DNA-binding transcription factor activity; steroid binding; sequence-specific DNA binding
Source: RefSeq, a predicted model, not a curated record